CGAGAGAGAGAGAGGGAGAAAGGGAGAGAAAGAGAGAGAAAGAGAGAGAAGUGGGCGCCUGAAGCAGAGCCGCGCCAGCGAGAGGCGGGCAACCGGGCAGCCUACCCGGGAUGGCGCUCCCGGGGCACCCCGACUUCUUCCCGGUGCCAAGGCUGCAACUUCUGCUGCUCUGGAGUUUGGUUCUGACUCAGCCCGGUGAAGGAUCCCAGCGUAGUGAGCCCAUGUUUACAGCAGUCACGGACAGUGUUCUUCCCCAAGACUAUGACAGCAACCCAACCCAGCUCAAUUAUGGAGUGGCUGUGACGGAUGUGGACCAGGAUGGAGACUUCGAGAUUAUUGUGGCUGGGUACAAUGGUCCCAAUCUGGUGCUGAAAUAUGAUAAAGCACGGGGGCGGCUGGUGAAUCUUGCGGUGAACGAACGUAGCUCUCCAUAUUAUGCACUACGGGAUCGCCAAGGCAAUGCGAUUGGUGUGACAGCCUGUGACAUUGAUGGAGAUGGACGGGAGGAGAUCUACUUCCUCAAUACCAACAAUGCCUUUUCUGGUAUAGCCACCUAUACAGAUAAGCUGUUCAAGUUCCGUAAUGGGCGUUGGGAGGACAUCCUGAGUGACGAGGUCAACCGAGGUGUGGCAAGCCGGUUUGCUGGGCGCUCAGUAGCAUGUGUGGACAGGACGGGCUCUGGCCGCUAUGCCAUCUACAUAGCUAACUAUGCCAAUGGGAGAGUUGGACCACAUGCCCUAAUCGAGAUGGACACAGCUGCUAGUGAUACAGAACGUGGUAUUGUGGCCCUGAAUGAUGUGGCUGCAGAGGCUGGAGUCAACAAAUUCACAGGGGGUCGGGGCGUGGUUGUGGGGCCCAUUCUCAAUGAAGCUGCCUCUGAUAUCUUUUGUGACAAUGAGAACGGAGCCAACUUCCUUUUCCAGAACCAGGGUGAUGGUACCUUCAUAGAUGUAGCACCCAGCACUGGCUUGGAUGAUCCCUACCAACAUGGCCGUGGUGUCACACUGGCUGAUUUCAAUCGUGAUGGCAAGGUUGACCUAAUCUAUGGCAACUGGAAUGGACCACAUCGGCUCUAUCUGCAGAUGAAUGCAGGUGGGCGCAUCCGCUUCCGGGACAUUGCCACGCCCAAACUGUCCAUGCCAUCACCUGUCCGCACCGUCAUCGCUGCUGACUUUGACAAUGACCAGGAGUUGGAGGUCUUCUUCAACAACAUCGCCUAUCGCGGCUCAUCUGCCAACCGUCUCUUCCGGGUCACCCGUCGGGAACAUGCUGAUCCAGCCAUUGAGGAACUGAACCCUGGUGAUGCCGUGGAGCCAGAAGGACGUGGGACAGGAGGGGCCGUGGUGGAUUUUGAUGGUGACGGAAGGCUGGACCUGAUCCUAUCUCACGGAGAGUCCAUGGCACAGCCCCUCUCUGUCUUCAAGGUCAAUGAGGGUACUAGCAACAACUGGCUGCGGGUGAUCCCACGCACACGCUUUGGGGCAUUUGCUCGUGGUGCUAAAGUAGUGCUGUUCACACGGCAGAGUGGUGCCCAUCUGCGUAUCAUUGAUGGAGGGUCUGGGUACUUGUGUGAGAUGGAGCCCGUUGCCCAUUUUGGCCUUGGACAGGAUGAACCCAGCAGUUUGGAGGUGGUCUGGCCAGACGGCAAGUUCAUCACGCGUAGCAUUGCAAGCACUGAGAUAAAUGUCGUGCUGGAAAUCCCCUACCCGCGGGACCCCCCAGCAUCUCCCCCUGCUAUACUUCCUCUUGAGUGUGGCCAAGGAUUCUCUCAGCACGAGAGCGGGAGGUGUGUUGAUAUGGAUGAAUGUGCAGAAUUUCCCUUUGUCUGUCCAAGGGGCAGACCCGUCUGCAUCAACACAUAUGGCGGAUACCGUUGCCGCAGCAACAAGCGCUGCAACCGGGGCUUUGAGCCCAAUGAGGACGGCACAGCUUGUGUUGCUCAAGUGGCCUUUUUUGGAGGAUAUCCUUCUUCAGGGACCCGGUUUGGCCCCACUUUCUCCUCAGCCCCACUCCUUCCAUUUUGCCUCGGACUCUGCUUUCACUCCUAUGCACUUUAAGCCUUGCCAAUAAAGCAAGAUGUAGCCUUUAUGGAUGAAAUGGCCUCCCCUGUUCUCCUUCCCUCCACUUUCUCUCAUCCAGCCUUCUCAUGGUGGUCCCUGGGGACAUGGACCGAGGUGGGGACAGCCGUCUCCGCAGAGGGCACGAUGCAAGCUGGCUGAGGCAAUGCCAGUAGUGACACACCCCUUGCAUGUUUUCUGAGAAAACAGACAAGGCAGAGGCCUCACCACUGCUUUGUCUCCUCAGUGUGGCUGCUAUCUUCCUAGGAGCUUGCCCUUAAAUGAGAUGGCAGCUCUUCUUGCAACUGCCAUUUUCCUUGGAGCUUGCCUUUACCCAAGAUGGCAGCUUCUGCUGGUAGUUGCUUGCUUGGUUAAAAAAAGAAUCAAUACAGUUACUCCGUGCCUGCUGGUUUGGCCUGUGAAAUUAUUGCUUCCCUUCUUCUCCUCCUCUUCCUCCUCCUCCAGCCCGACUGGACUGGGAUUCACCUCUGCUCUUGUUUCUCAAUAUGUGUGUAGUGUUUGAACCCGCUCUGUCUUCCCGCUGGAGAAUCACCCUUUCCUCCACACACCAAAUAAACUGUACACUAUCUAUAA
Anolis sagrei ordinatus is the source of this 2651-nucleotide messenger RNA. RefSeq names its product cartilage acidic protein 1 (gene CRTAC1). Lineage: Eukaryota; Metazoa; Chordata; Lepidosauria; Squamata; Anolidae. Gene Ontology annotation, molecular function: calcium ion binding. Gene Ontology annotation, biological process: axonal fasciculation. The record is from RefSeq and is a predicted model, not a curated record.